AUAUUCGGAACAAGACGAAACUUUAUGUAUGUAUUAUAUACGCUGUCAGCUAAGCAAUCGUGAACUUUAAACUCAAUCCCCCAAAACUUUUCUCAGCUUCAGCCAUAACCACAGCCAAAUUCUUUUUGGCAAGCUAUCGAAAACACUGUCAUGGCUAUGCAAACCGGAGUAGGUUUGUCGAAGAUCUUGAUCUUAGCCGGCGCCGGUUAUACGGGUACUGUCCUCCUGAAAAACGGUAAAUUAUCGGACAUAUUAGGCGAAUUGCAGUCGCUGGUGAAGGGACUCGAAAAAUCGGGGGAGCAAGCUGAUGAUUCAGAUGCACUUCUAGCUCAGGUGCGUCGUUUGUCAACGGAGAUCAGGCAACUGGCAUCAGCACGGCAGAUAACUGUUCUGAAUGGGGAUUCUGGCGGUAAGUUAACCUCUCUUGUAGUGCCAGCCGCAACAUUGGGGGCAUUGGGUUAUGGUUACAUGUGGUGGAAGGGUAUUUCAUUCUCUGAUCUUUUCUGGGUCACCAAACGCAAUAUGGCGAUGGCUGUGGAGAACUUAACAAAACAUCUGGAUUCUGUCUCAGAUGCUCUCUCUGCUGCGAAGAAGCAUUUGACUCAACGCAUUCAGAACCUGGAUGAUAAAAUGGAAACACAGAAGGAAAUCUCGAAGAGCAUUCAAACAAGUGUAGAAGAGGCUCAUAUGAAUCUGUCUAAUAUUGAAUAUGAUUUGGAUGCACUGCAGAGAAUGAUCUCUGGUUUGGAUGGCAAAAUUGGUUCAUUGGAAUAUAAGCAGGAUCUUGCUAAUGCUGGUGUGUGGUACCUUUGUAAUAUGGUUGGUGGAAAGAAAGCAAACAUGCCUGAAGCUCUGCAGGAGCAACUUAAACUUUCUGGGAAAUCUCGUGCUUUACUUGCAUCAGGAACUCCAGCUCUGAAGGUAUCGAUAUUAGUUGAAUGUGGUAGCCCAAAGUUUCAUGGUCUGAAAGAUGUUGCAGAUAUUUCAUCUGGAAAUAUGAAUGAUUCAGGAAGAGAUGGUUUUGUGAAAGAUGGCUUUGAUAAUUUGGAUGAAGAGCCAAGAAGCCUGCAAAGGAGCGUUUCAGCUAGGUGUUGAUGCCAUUGUGUUCAAUUCAUAGCUAUCAUUUUGCAGUGUGGCAGUUGAUAGAAGUUACCUAUGCCUAUAAAUAACAGAAUCCACGUCAUAGAUUACGAGAGUGAAAACUUGGCGGUACGCCGUGUACAAGAAAUGGUGGAGGCCUUCAAUGAGAACAUAAAUCUUCGGAGGCAAAUAUAUACACAUUUCAGUUUGCAGAUACCCUUUUGUAUUUUGAUACCUAUAGGUAGUUGAUCACGUUACUCGUUAUCAUGUAUUCAUGGUUUUAAAACAUGUAGUUUGCAGCA
Messenger RNA from Gossypium raimondii (Peruvian cotton), 1382 nucleotides. RefSeq lists its product as hypothetical. Lineage: Eukaryota; Viridiplantae; Streptophyta; Magnoliopsida; Malvales; Malvaceae. Bases 151 to 1095 code for a protein of 314 amino acids. The record is from RefSeq and is a predicted model, not a curated record. The transcript is spliced from 14 exons.